CUGUCUCCUUCUCCCUAGUUCCAUUUUCGCCAAUAUUCAGAAUCAAAUGCCUGAAUUGCACCGAUAGGCCGCUGGUAUGGUUUGGGGCAGUUUGACAUUCCAUGCAUGAUACUUUCCACUAGCGGCACUUGUUGCCAAUAUAAAUAUAAACAACCAUCAGUGAUCCAAGAUGUGAUGGAAAGUAGCACUUAUUAGAUAAAGGCUAAUCAGCUAGAAGGGAGAGUAGUGAAAUACAACAGUAAUAUUGAUGCUGGUGGAGUUUCUUCUUGGCAAGUCUGUCACAAGUGCUAAAGAAACAACUCAGUGCCUUGUACUAUCAACAACAAAAUUAGCUGCAUUGACCAACAUGCUAGAAUCUAAAUUAGAAGGUCGAGUGGAUCUCCAGAGGCAAGUAGGCAACAAAAAUAAAAUUUGGGCAUGUUAAAGGGAGGUAGAUUUGUGUAUCCUUGGUAAUAAUUUCAGCAAGAGAUGAACCAAGGAAGGUGGGUUUAGAAUGAAAACAAUUUCAUGUAUAAAGUCAAAUUCUGUAUGAGAUGCAUUAGGAACAGAUUCAAGCAAUGAUAAUCUUCUCAAUGCUAAUCACGUAUUAGCAUGCUUUGUGCAAAAAUUGGAGGUUCAUGAAGUUAGCUGCUGCUGGUGAUCCAUCAUAAUAAAUUCUGGAACACACUGUUCCUCCUCUGAUGAAUGGAUAGAAUUCUUGAAUCUGAUCUUCACCUGUAUGACUAGUCUGAACAAGGAGCCUAAUUAUAGAAACCAUUGGUUUGGGGAUUUGCAGACUGAUCUAGGAAGUGGUGAAUGAAGGGGAUAACUAUGAACUAGGAAAUGAGAGUUGUUCCAACCAAAUGGCAGUCAUAAGCAUCAUUCAAAAAAUUGCUCUCUAGAUGGUUUGGAGUCUUCUGUCCUCAAUAUGAUUCUGCAUGCCAUCACCAUGAAGGGUUUUACAGAACCAGAUGAUAUUGUGCUUGAGAUCAUGCUUAUCAUACAAUGUAUCUCAGUGGCUGACGUUAUUCUUCAGAAAACAAAGCAAGAGACUAUGAUCAAUCAUUUUUUGUGGAAAAAAGAGUGGCUACACUUCCAAACAAAUAACUAACUGUCCUGAAUACAUGAUGGCACAAGAAAAUUGUAAGCAGCUCUCUGGAAAAUAAAAGAUGUAACAGAUACAAUGGUCCAUGUGUGAUAGUCAGGCAUGGAUACCCGUGAAACAAGUAUUUGCGCCCCCUCCCAGCAAUAUUUUCAUUCCGAAGGGGUCAAAUUGAUCCUAUUGUUUGAAGUUUGGAUAAUACCAGAGGAGUUAAAAGGGUGAUUUGCCUAGUGGAAUUUGUUGUUCCUAGUUCAUGGAUCCCUGACUUCAAAUCAUGUGAAGAAAUCUAUCAAAAGAGAGAAGAGAAGGCUAUGAAAAUUGAGAGCUUGGGAGAAAACAACAUUCAUACGAGUGAAAUCUAGCUCAAACAACUCCUUUAGUUACUAAUGUAACUAGUUAAAAAAUAACAGGAAGAAUCUGCUUCCACCUUCCAAGUGUUUGAUGAUCAUUCGUCUCAUAUUGAUGUAAAGUUCUUUACACAAAGAAUGAAAUCAAGGUUUUACAUCCCGAUGGGAUGGCCAGGGGGCAUCUUGGCCGUCCUAUCUUGUUCUUGUGCAAAAAUGGGAUUGGGACGAGCUCGGAACUCUGAAAUCCAUCUAUGUAGAAGAGAAGAAGAAAGAGGAAAGAAAGGAAGGAAAGAUGAAGGUGGAAAAUAUGGGUAAAAGCAAUGCACCUCUCUCUAGGAUUGUAUUAAUAUUUAUAGAGAUAUGUACAGAUGACUUAGCAUAAAUGGACAUGUACAAAUAAGGUAUCGAAGUAAAAAAUUAAAUAAGCCUAAUAUACUACUGCCAUAAAUAAAUCUAAUGCCAUAAAUAUAAUAGUACUCUAACAUCCCCCCACAACCUGAACAUCUCGUGGUCAAAUGUGAAGAUUGGAUCAAAGUAGAGUAAACUGGGAAGUGGACAAUGGCUUCGCGAAGAUAUCAACAAGUUGCUUGUCAGAAGAAAUGUGAAGAAGAGACAAAUCACCCAUUUGAACUUUCUCUCAUAGAAAAUGAUGAUUAAGCUCAGUGAGCUUGGUGCGCGCAUGAAGAACUGGAUUGGUAGCAAUAUAAGUGGUGUUAAGAUUGUCACAGUAAAUAGAGAUAGACGGCACAAGGGCCAUGCCAAGAUCUCAAAAAGAGAGCGAAUCCAGAUGGUUUUAGCAGGCGUGAAUGCGACAAUGUGAUAUUCAGCUUCGAAGCUCGAUCGAGAUAUAGUAGGCUAUUUCUUAGCAAACCAAGAAAUAAGAUUUAGACCCAGAAAGAUACAAAAAUAAGAAUUGGAGUGCUGAGUAUCAGGACAUCUUGCUUAGUCUGCAUGUGAAUAGACCACUAAGGACAGACACUGGCAUCAAGAAAAUUAAAGCCCAUAGGAUAAAGUACCACAAAUAUAGCGAAGGAUGCAUUUGACAGUUUGGAAAUAUGGUUUACAUGAAGCAUGCAAAAAUAGGGCCACGAGGUUGACAGUAUAAGAAAUGCCUGGAUGAGUGAAAGUAAGAUAUUGCAAAGCCCUCACGAUUUGAUGGUGUAAGAGUCCUUAAGCAGGCGAUCUUUGUGAGCGGAUAGAUUGGUGUUAAGUGCAAGAGGAGUAGAGACCGACUUGCUAGAGGAGAAACCAUGAUGCUCCAGGAGGUUAUGAGCAUACUUUUGUUGAUUAAGGAAUACACUACUAGUCGAAUUAGAUACUUCCACUCCUAGGAAGUAAUAAAGCGGGCCUAGAUCUUUCAUGGCAAACUCAGCAUGCAAGAUGGAUAUUAAGGAAGCCAAUAGAGAGGACGAGCUACCAGUUGACUCUCCUAGAAACCCAACACAGAAAGAAAAGAGGUAAAUUGUUGAAACCAGGCAUGGGACACCUAUUUUUUGAGCCCAUAAAUAGCCUUACGCACUCGACAAACAUGGUUGGGGUAGGACAGUGCACAAAAUUAGGUGGCUGCAUCAUGUAGACCUCCUCAGACAACACCCGUGAAGGCAUUUUUAACAUCUAACUGUCAAAGAGACUACUUAGAAGAGACAGCAAUAGACAAGAUAGUGCGAAUAGUAGUAAGCUUAACUAUUGGGGAGAAGGUCUCAUUGAAGUUGAUCUUCGAUUAUUGUUUAGAGCCUUGAGCAACCAACUGAGCCUUGAGGCACUCCAAAGAGCCAUUCACAUUCUGUUUGACUUUGAAGACCCACUUGAUGCUGAUGAGAUUAACAAAGGGUGGCGAAGGCACAAGAUCCCAAGUAGCAUUGGAGAGUAAGGCUUGAUAUUCAUCCAACAUUGCUUGUCGCUAAUCUACAUGUUGAAAGGCUUUAGAAAAAGAGUGAGGUUCAGUAGGUAAAGUAGAAGCCAUGAGAGAAGAGGACAUAUCUCACUUUCGGAUAAGGGAUCUUGUGAGCAUAGGAUGGGUGUGAAUAGGAAACAAUGUAAGAGCGACAGAGGGUGGUGGCUUAGUCGCAUCCAAAGAAUUGGUCCCAACAAUUGGAUAGGUCUCAGCCAGUCCGAGCGAGGAAUUGGUCCUUUAUUGUGGACCGGUCUGAUUUGGGAGUGUAGGAUUGGAUGUGGUUUCGGUUGUGACUGGGGGUUCCAUUUUAGAUUUAGGAGGAUGAGGUCUUUUAUUAUAGAUAUGAAGUUGUUUUGGAUUGCCAGAUGAGAUAUGUGUCUCAGUCCUAGGUGGAGAGAAGGUAGAGAUCUCGUUGAUAGGCAAUCCUUCCAAUCGGGAGGAAUCUAGUAAAAUAUUAGGAGUAGAGUAUCUAGAAGAAUUUGAAGCAGAAUUAUUGUUAGGAAGAAAAACAAAUUUUGAGAUUGCUUUGAGGGUAGAGGGAUCAUGAUGCAGCCUAGACUAUGCUUUGAUGGAAAAGAGAGAAGGAAGACGUACGAAACAAGAGAACAGCAAAAGUAAAAAGAAACUAUAAUCUAAAGUUUUGAUUCAAUAACAAAGAAAAUAGACUGACUACAAUAUUAGCCUAAAGGAUUGUAUUUAUAGAAGAAAAAAACCGAACUUAACGCCUAAGCAAUCUUAAACAAAAUAGGAAAAAGAUUAAGACUUUCAAUUCGUCCAAAUCCUUCGGACUCUGUUGAUCUGUCAAAUGAUGGAAUCUAGCCCUGAAACUAGCUAUGAUGGCGAAGCGGUCAGGCUCGUAGAGCACAGAAGAGUUUUCAGAAUUGGGGUCUUAUAAGCGAUUCUGACUGUAGAUGUGAGAGUUAUGCCCAUUUUAGCAUGGCAGGGUCAAAAUCUGGUUGGGUCAGGCAUAAUCAGCUUGAUUUCUUGUCCUUUUAGACCUGGUCCAUCAAAUCAAGGUAUUUACUAGUUAAGACAUCUACAUCAGAUCAUUACCUAACAGAGGUGGAUUUGUCAACAAAAAUUGAAAUAAUUGAAAAUUUGAAUGAGAAUGGGUAGAGUCAGUAAAUUUGAAGAGAUGAGUAUGGAAAAUAGAUUCAAUGAAUGUAACAUAUCAAGAAAUAUAAACUUUUCCAGUACUUGGAUAAAGGCAUCAGAACCCUUUGUGUUUAUUAGAAAUUUUCAAGUAAACAUAAGGUAGAGACCGAGGAGAGAGCUUAUGAUUGGCGAUGUUCUGUAGAUCUAGACAGCACAAGCAUCUGAAUAUCUUUAAAAGUUGCAAGUCAUAAGGAGGAUAGCCAUACAAGAUAUAUUAAGGUGAUUUGCCCUUUAAACAAUAAUAGAGAGAAUAUGAUUAAUGAGAAAAACACAAUUUGAAUCGCAUCAGCCCAAAACUUAGCAGGCAUGCAAGAUUGAAAAAGUAUAGUUCUAACAAUAUUAGCAAUGUGUCUAUAUUUUCAUUCAGCUACCCCAUUUUGUUGUAAUGUAUGUGGACAAGAAAUUCUAUGAAGUAUACUACAUUUAUGAAAUAAAGUAAGGAAUUUUUUAUGAAUUAUACUACAUUUUCAACUAAAGCCUUAAAUUCAAAAAACUUGUCAAACACCUCAUUCUUGAAUUUUAAUAAACAUACCUAUGAAUAAUGAGACUGAGAGUAAUCAUCCACAAAUAGAACAUAAUAUUUGAAACCAAAAACAAAAUUAAUAGGUGCUUGCCAUAUAUCAGAAUGAAUCAGUUGAAAAGAAAAAGUCGAAAAAGAAUCAUAUUUAUUAAAGAAAAGUUUUACAUGUUUGCCAAUAUGACAUGUAUUAUAAUGAGACAAAUUUAUUCUAGAUUCAAAGAGCACAUUAGUCUCUUUCAUAAACUUAGACAAAACCAAUUGACUCAGAUGACCUAACCUCCUAUGGCAAAGAUCGUUGCUAAAUGUCAUAGCAACCAAAGCAGAUUGACAUUCUGCAUGUACUCGGUCAUGCUCAUUGUUCGCUUAUUUAUGUUUUGAAGUUCCGGCUUGAGAGAGAAUGUGGUGGAUGUAAUUUUAUCUAAUAAAUAUGCUUCAAUCGCCGUCCAGGCCUCGCGCGCUAUCUUUGGUGAAGUGGAUAUCACCAUCUAUAAAAUGCUCAAAGACAACUUCGCAUUAAUCCAUGACAGUAUGGUUGUAUCUUCUUUCUUUUAGAUAGAAUAGGUCAGAUUGACCAAAACUCUGUUGUUGGUUCCCUCAAUUGUUUGAGAAGGAAUGAUUGUCGUGCCAUCUACAUGUGAGGAAACUCCAAAACUUUUAAGCAUGUUCAGAAAUACAUGUUUCCAAACAAGAUAAGUGGUGUCGGUGAGUUCAAUUGGGACCAAGAUUUUGAUAUUGACUAUGGGAAGUAGUUAAGACAUGUUAGCCACCAUAAGUUAGUUGUAAGAUGACAAAAUAAAAGUCACACCAAGAAAUUGAUGGCCAGUACUGUAGUUGGAUUUACUAUAGCAAUACUGUUGCGAUGGUACUGUAGCGGUACUGUAGCAAGCAAUAAACGUGACAAAAGUAAUAUGAAAGAAAAGAGAAGGUUUGAUGAUGGGUAUGUGGAUCGACUGGAGAUGGAUAUGGGUAUGUGAAAGAAAAGAGAAGGAGAAGAAAGGGAGUAAUUGGUGGUAGAGGAUCCACCGAAGAUGAUCACUUAUGGCGGCGACUUAUUCUAGGGUUAGGUUUUUGGCUCUGAUACCAUAAAAAUAUGGGUAAAAGCAACGCACCCCUCUCUAGAGUUAUAUUAAUAUUUAUAGAGAUAUGUACAGAUGACUUAGCAUAAAUAGACAUGUACAAAUAAGACAUAGAAGUAAAAAAUAAAAUAAGCCUAAUAUGCUACUAUCAUGAAUACAUCUAAUGCCAUAAAUACAAUAAUACUUUAACAGAAGGAAAGGAAAAAAUGAAAGGAAAGAAGAAGAAAAUGAAAAAAAGAAAGGAAGGGAGAAGGAAAAUAAAGAAAAGAAGGUAGAGGAAAAAAAGAAAACAAAGAAGAAAGAAAAAAAGAAACAAAGAAAGGAAAGAAGGGGAAAAGGAUGGAGGAUAUCCACUAGAUUGCAUGAUUGGGACUGUUGUUGGGACGGGACAAGAUGGUGGGGUGUCCCCUUCUAUGGAGAAAUUGGGACGCCUUUGUCCCAUGGAUUUAAAACCUUGAAUGAAACAACUCAAGAAAUUUCCCAAAUUGACAUGGCUUUUGGUGGUGACGGCAUAAUAGCUGAUGACCAUCUAUGAUGAAGGUAGUAGCUUAGAGAUGGGAAAAUGACAAGCAUGUGCAAUGAUGAGAUGUUAUUACUAACCUCUGUUAUUGCAAACCCAAGCUUUUUUCAAAGAUGUUCUGGACAUUAGUGAGGGGCUUGUCACUGUCAUACAUUGUGAAAAUUAGGACACAGGAAGAAUGGGAACAUUUAAUUAAUUAAUUGUAUUUUACUUGGGCAAUAGCCCAAGUACAUCUAUGUGACAACAAUUACAAUCACCAAGUUGGUAAGCAUAUUACCAACAAUGUAAAAGAACUGUAUAUGUAGAGUCAAAACAUCCUCUAAUCCUAUUAACAUUGGUAUUGCAAUUCUUUGCAUUCUCUCCUCUAACGUGCUUUUUCUCCAUCAUCAUAUAUCCUGCAAUUGUCAAUUUACUUGACAUCAUCAGGUAACCAAACAUGGAAUUGUAUAAGUUUUGCUUACAACAAAAUCAAACUUGAAUAAAUGUGAACAAAGUACCUACAAAUUAUUAAGAUUUGAUAAUCAUUCUCUCCCCCUCUCUCUCAUUGCUUAUUUACUUUUUUAUUUAUGUACUUGUGUUUUUCUCUAUUAGCUAAGAAGGGGACCAGGGAGGUUUUGUUGGGUGAAAUUUUCCAUAAUUUGUCGCUGUGAUCCAAUUAAUUUGCAAAUUCCUAAAUGAACCUGAAAUAAAAAUAGUUGGAUUUUGAUGAUUCUUUCUCAAACUUCAAUCAUUUAAACUUAACAGUUACAAUCAUCAAAAUCUAUUUGGAUGACUCUAAUGGGAUCUUUUUCACCAUUCAUUACUGUUGGGUACUUCAUCCUUUGUUUUUAAUAAGUUUUUUUUAAUGUUUGUAUACUCUUUCAUCUUUCAAAUUUGAAUGCUUGUCACAACUUGAAGGUCCUGAGGCCCUUUGAUCUGCAAGAUCUCUAUAGUUCCUUGCUUCUGUUUCUAUUUAUUCUCAUUCACUGCAUUCCUUUGGUUUUCCUCCUAUCCAGUUUAACAAAAAACUAGUUAGAGCAAAUAAAAGGAGAGGUUUUACUAUGUCUCCUGUGAAAGUAAUUGUAUCUCUUUUCAUAUAUCUAUUUUAUGUUACAAGAGGCUCUAUAUAUAGAGCAAUAAAGGUCCAGAUACAAUGAACUAUCUAGAUACAAUGAACGAUACAAUAAAGAUCCAAAUACAAUGAACCAUUUAGAUACAAUGAACCAUAUAAAUCAUAAUCUCAAUCAAAUAUUCUGUUACCUAAUUGAUCUCCUAAUUGAUAUAUUUCUUAAAUAGGAUUAUUCUCAACACUCCUCAAGAUGGAGCAUAUAUAUAAUGUAUGCCCAGCUUAUUACAAAUGUAAUUUACCCGAGGACCUCUAAGUUCUUUAGUGAAAUGCCAGCUGAUCACUUGAUCCAAAACAAAUGCAGUCGCAAUAUCUCGUGAUUGUAAUUUUUCUCGAAUAAAGUGGCAGUCCACCUCAAUAUACUUAGUCUUUUCAUGAAACAUGGAGUUUGAGGCAAUAUGCAUUGCUGUUUGAUUAUCAUAAAAUAAUUUCAUAGGUUAUUAUUGUGUCUUGCCCAAUUCUCCUAGUAGCUACUUCAAUCAUAUGGACUCACACGUUGGCAGGGCCAUAGCUCUAUAUUCAGCCUCUGCACUUGAAUGGACCACAACAUUCUACUUUUUACUAUUCUAGGAGAUCAAGUUUCCUUCAAACAAUACAUAAUAUCUAGUCAUGGAUCUUCUAUCAGAUAGUGAACCAGCCCAGUUAGCAUCACUAUAGCCAAUUAGUUGAGCAUGACCCCUAUCCUGAUAUAAUAAACCUCUUCCAGGCGCAGUCUUGAUAUAUUUGAUAAUUCGGAUUAUUGCAUCCCAAUGUGCCAUAGUUGGAGAAUCCAGGAAUUGACUUACAACACUAACAGCAAAGAAGAUGUUUGGUUUGGUAAUUGUGAGAUAAUUCAACUUGCCAACCAAUCUUCAAUAUUGCCCACGAUCUGAGAAAGGCUCCCCCUCUCCUAGUACAAGUCUGACUUUAGGGUCCAUAGGAGUAUCAACAAGUUUGGACCCAACUAAUCAAGUUUUCUUCAAAAUAUCCAACACAUACUUCCUCUGACAUAUAUAGAUACCACGUUCAAGUUUUACAAUCUCAAUUCCAAGAAAAUACUUCAGAGAUCCCAAAUAUUUGAUCUAAAACUGUGAAUGCAAAUGAGUCUUAUGUUGAGUAAUACCAACUUCAUCAUCUCUAGUGAUAACUAUAUCAUCAACAUAGACAACUAGAAUUAUUUUUCAUCCCUUAGAAUGUCUGUAGAAAAUAGAGUGAUCUGAUUGAGAUCUCACUAGUCCAAAGUCCAGAAUAGUUGAACUAAAGCGACUAAAUCAGGCUCGAGGAGUUUGUUUUAAGCUAUAUAAUGACUUCUUAAGCUUACAUACUUUGCCAGAGAACUCCUCCUUAGUAACAAAUCUGGAAGGUUGCUCUAUAUAGAUAUUCUCCUUGAGAUCUCCAUGCAAAAAGACAUCUUUUCUUGAUAUCUAGUUGAUGCAGGGUCCAGUGAUGAAUAGUAGCCAAAAAAAGAGCAAACAGACUGAAACAAUCUUAGCUACCGGAGAGAAGGUGUCAUUAGAAUCUAUCUCAGGAAUCCGAGCAUAGCCUUUGGUAACAAUCCGAGCCUUUAGAUGAUCAAUCUUUCCACUAGGAGAUACCUUCACUGUGUACACCCAACGACAUACGACUGUAGACUUAUUAGGUGGCAAAGAUACCAGUUUCCAAGUGCUAUUAGCAUGCAAGGCUGAUAUCUCUUCCAUCAUUGUUGCCCGUCAGCCAGGAUGUGCCAAUGCCUCUAUAGUAAAGUGAGGAACAGAAAUAGAAUCCAAGAAAGAGAGAAGGCCUGUAUAGAGAAUAGAUAAGCGAUGAUAGCUCAAAAAAUUAUAAAUGGGAUGAGUAGCAGUAGUAGCAUGUUUACCUUUUCUAUGUGCAAUAGGCAGAUCAAGUUCAGAAGGUGAUGGUGAUAAUGGACCCGAUGUGGAAGGAGCUAUAGGUACAAGAGAGUUCUCGACAAGUCUCAUCGGAGGGUCAUGCACUCCUUUUGCUACAGCAAUUUUUGCUUGAGGUGCCUUUUGCCUGUGCUGAAAUGUAGUGAGGUCACUUUGUUCUGCUUUCCUAAUAGAAGAAUUUGGAGAGGGCAUGAAAGUAAAUAUUUUUGGAAGAGGAAUAAGAGCGGAUGCAAUGGUGGUGGAUGACUCGGAUGAUGAUGUAGUGGAGUUGGAGAAGAAAGGAGUGGACUUAAAAAAGAUAACAUCGGUGCAAACAAAAUAUUAGUGAAGUUCGGGAGAGUAGCAUCUAUACCCUUUUUGCCCUUGUUAAUAUCUAAGAAAAAUAUAUUUAAUAGGGCAAGUAGAUAACUUAGAUGCACCGAGAGAUAAUUGAUGAACGAAGCAUACACAUCCAAAACAUGUGGGGAUAAUGAUAGGAUGCAUCUUGUGAAAGUAAAAUUGAAAUAAGAAUUUGAUCCUGAAGAACACUAGAGGGCAUUUGAUUAAUUAAAUAACAUACAGUAAGGAGAGCAUCAUCCCAAAAACGAUGAGGAACAUGCAUAUGUAAAAGUAAUGUUCGUGUCGUUUCAACAAGAUGCCUUUUUUUUUCUCAACCACUCCAUUUUGUUGAGUGUGAGAGCACAAGGACCGAUGUAUCAUACUGCGAGAUGAUAUAAAAGAUCGAAAUUAAGUAGAGAAGUAUUCUCGAGCAUUAUCACUAUGAAGAGUAUGAAUAGAAACUCUAAACUGAGUGUUAAUCUCAGCACAGAAAGAAACAAAGAUAGAAAAUACUUCAGAAUAAUUUUGCAUCAAAUAAACCUAAGUUACUCGAGUAUUCAUCAAUAAAAAUAACAAAAUAAUGGUAACCUUGACUUGAGAUAAUACUACAAGGAUCUUAGAUAUUAGAGUGAACAAGAGAAAAAGGAGUGCUAGCUCGUUUAUUGACAUGGCUUGAAAAUUGAGUUUGUGUAUUUUUCAAGCUGAUAUGACUAACAAUUUAAUUCAUUUAUACUAAACAUACAAGGGACCAUCUUCUUUAGGGUAGUCAAGGAUGGGUGCCCAAAACGACUAUGAAUUUGCAAUGAAGUAGCAAUCAUGUAGGCAGUAGGUAACUCAGAGGAAACUGGAGCAUAUAGGCAGUAGAGUCCUUAAGACUCAUGCCUUGUGCCAAUCGUCCUUCCAAUCCUUGAAUCUUGAAUCACAAUAUUAUCAGAAUAAAAGAUUAUGAUACAAUUAAGUUUUUUUGUGAGUUCACUAAUGAAAAUUAACUUAAAAGGAAACUGAGGAAGAAACAAAAUAGAAGACAGGGAUAGGGAUAGGAAAGCAGUACGUGCUACUGUUCCAAUGCCCCAUAUAGGAGUAACAGACCCAUUGGCUAAUAUGACAAAUGGUAGAGCAUUAGGCUUAGUUAAACAAGAGAACAAAUUGGGAUUACUAGAUAUAUGCUCGGAAGAACCAGAGUCAAGAUCUAGGGGCCAAGAGAUGACUGAGGCAUGUAGAAGUGUCCUGAUAGAGCGAGUAAAACAACAAGUUGAGUUGCUUGUCGAGCUGUCUGGCUUCGUAAGAAAUGGGCAUAUUCUUUUGCAAAUUUGACGAUAAUGGAUUGUUUAGUGGGCAGUAUACUACCAACACUGGAAACCUGUCUGUCCUGCAUUGGCGACCUUAGGAGGAAAUCAAUGCAAGGAGUAACAGGUAUCACAACUAUGCCCUCUUGUUGCAGUAACUACAUCUGGGAAUAUUUCUUCACCACCUCUAGUGCCUCUACUACCUCGAGUACCCCCACGAGUGCUAGAGGGUGCUACAUAUAAAUUAGAUUGUAUGAUAAAAAUAGAUCUAUCUCUAGUAGGCACAUGUUCUAGGACAGCUGGAAUGGAGGCUACUCGAAGUAGUCGUGAAAAGACAUCUGUUGGUGAAGAAAUUGAUUCACCACCUAGGAUCUACGUUUGACUAAUUCAUCCUUAGGUCGAAUACUUUACAGACAAAUAAUUGAAAAUAUCUUCUCUAAUUGAGUUUGUUGUACUUUCAAAUCUGUAGUAAAGGGCAUCAAUUCAUUAAAUUCGAUGAAAAGUGCUUGCAAUUGGCCCAAGUGUGUUUGCAUAUCUAUAUUGGCCUGUCUCAGUGGAAACAGAUGGGAGAGCUUGUGACAUCACUAGUGUAGAGCUCAUGAGCACGAGUCCACACCUCUUUACAUAUCCAAUAAGGACAAAAUAUAACCAUCAAGGAUGGAUCCAUGGCUUGCUACAAAAGACUAAGUAGUUGUGCAUCAAUCUUCUUUUGGGUGGCUUGAUCAGAUGUCUAAAUAUCAUAUAUGAAUUUGGAGAGAUGAUCUUCCUGCUCUUGACCCAUAAGCCAGACCUCGACAGUUGCACUCCAGUCAGAAAAAUUUUUGCUAUUCAGCUUCGUGGUGGUGAUUACAGUGUUGCUAGAGAUUGGAAGACUUGUGAUGUUGGUGACUUUGGAAUCAUUUUUUUAAUACAUUCUUGCAUAUGACGCCGGUGGACAAAGAAGUAGAUAUGACUUCAGCGAGGGAAGCCAAUGCAAUGAGAAGUCUCGCCUUCGAUCGGUGAGUGGUGCGUAGUGCAGUGAUGACACCUUCAAUUGAUGAAUGUGGGGUGGUGGUGCAGAAAACUGGACUCUCAGAAAUUAAAUUACUCUCAUGAAAUGCUCUAAUACCAUGUGAAAGUAAUAAUUGUAUCUCUUUUCAUAUAUGUAUUUUAUGUUACAAGACGCUCUAUAUAUAGAGCAAUAAAAGUCCAGAUACAAUGAACCAUCUAGAUAUAAUGAACUAUAUAAAUCAUGAUCUCAAUCAAAUGUUCUAUUAUCUAAUUGAUCUCUUAAUUGAUAUAUUUCCUAAACAGGAUUAUUCUUAACAUCUCCAAUGGUCGAAUUCUCAAAUAUGGCAUGAAAGGCAACUGAUAUGCUGCCAUUCAGUGAUUUAGUUUAUGAAGUUACUUUUUAUUGUUACUAAUCAAAUAAGGAGACUUGAUCUGUAUCUUUGCUAUUUUACUACUGCAUUAUUACAUGGAUACAUGUGAAUUCAAGUUUAGAAGCAACAAGAUAUUAAAUUUUUUACUUUUUCGAAUGAGUUUGAUGGAAUACAGUUGGACAUGAUCUUUCAUCAACCUACACUCAUAUGCCAUAAAACUAAUUUUGAAUGAGUUUUGCUUAAAAAGCUACUGAUUGUGGGAGAAAACCUUGUAACUCAUAGGCUCCAUCUGCUCUUUUAGUGCCUUGAAAAUGUGUAUGAGUGUAUCUAAAUAGAAAUGUAUAAGAGUCAUCUUGUGAUUCAAUAAUGCUGGUGCACAUGCAUUCAGUUACUUAUAUUUCUGAUGCUGAUCAAAACAAUCAUAGGAAAUUUCCUGUUUGUUUCUAACAAACUAUAGUACAGUGAAAUGCCGUAUGCUUUUUGAUUUCUUUUGCUUUUACUCUUAAUUGACAGGAUCAAACUAAUCCUCAAAUCAGCAGAAAAGAAGAUUCUGAGAAAGAAUUCGUAGAACUUAGUACGACGGGAGCCAUAGUAUUUGUUAUAGCAGCAUCUACUUUCCUGGUGCUUCUAUUUUUUUUUAUGUCCUCUUGGUUUGUUUGGCUGCUGAUUGUCUUAUUCUGCAUAGGCAGUACUGAGGGAAUGCAUGUCUGCAUGGUGACACUUGUUUCAAGAAUUCUUAAAGGUUGUGGGCGGAUGACUAUAAGUCUUCCCGUUCUAGGGGAGGUUUCGAUUCUGUCUAUGUUGGUUUUACCAUUCUGUAUGGCAUUUGCCAUUUCUUGGGCUGUAAAUCGGAAUUCACCUCAUGCCUGGAUUGGGCAAGAUGUUCUUGGCAUCUGUCUGAUGAUUACAGUGUUGCAAGUGGCCCGCUUACCUAAUAUAAAGGUUGCAUCAGCUCUUCUUACCUCUGCAUUUUUCUACGAUAUAUUCUGGGUGUUUCUUUCACCCUUGAUAUUCCAUAAAAGUGUUAUGAUUGCGGUUGCCCGUGGUGAUAAUAGUGGUGGAGAAGCCAUCCCAAUGCUUCUAAGAAUUCCUAGAUUUUCAGACCCUUGGGGUGGCUAUGACAUGAUUGGUUUUGGUGACAUUCUAUUCCCUGGCUUGCUUGUUGCUUUCAGUUUCAGAUAUGGAUUAAAGAUUCAUGCACAUACACAUACAUGGAGGCAGCGAAGUGGGGAGGGAUGGAGAUUGAUUGGGACCUCAGAAGUUUGCGGGCAGAGAGCUUGAUCUAGGACUUGGGAGGAGGAUACAUUGUGCAAAGGGAGAUUUUUAUUUUAGAUAGGAUCUUGAGAAGGGAGGGAUUAGCUAAAGUUUAUUGCAGGAUUCGAUGGGUGAAC
This is a messenger RNA of Elaeis guineensis (African oil palm), 13919 nucleotides long. The record is from RefSeq and is a predicted model, not a curated record. Lineage: Eukaryota; Viridiplantae; Streptophyta; Magnoliopsida; Arecales; Arecaceae.